Messenger RNA from Suillus discolor, 720 nucleotides. RefSeq lists its product as uncharacterized. The transcript has 4 exons. The record is from RefSeq and is a predicted model, not a curated record. Lineage: Eukaryota; Fungi; Basidiomycota; Agaricomycetes; Boletales; Suillaceae. The coding region runs from base 1 to 720 and encodes 239 amino acids.
AUGACUGAUCAUUACCAAAUGCUCCAUAAGUCUGCUGCCAGUAAAUUUUCCAUCUGGGAUGCAGCGGAAAUAUUCAAAUACGCCACUUCCCGAUUUACGGUCAUUCACAUCGAAUUAAUGAAAAGUAAAACCCAACACUCCAGCUCGUAUCAGCACACAUUCGUGAGACACAUCGUCUGGGAAGCGGAGCACUUUGUAUUUCCCUUUGUCAACAUCUGCGCUGCCAUGAAUAUCAACACGACACUGCCGGCAUAUCUGAAUGAGGUUAUCUUGCUCAUCACAUCUUUCCAGACCAAGCUGUACUACGAUCACGGGAAACUGUUCGCCGCAUUCAAGGCAUGCCCGCAUGAGUCGCCAACCCAUCCAGUCGACAUCAAUCGGGUGGAGCUGGUGACCGACCACUUUGCUCAGCGGCCUAAAAUGGCCAGCAUGGUGCCGACACCAAUUACGCACGCCCGCAGCGAUGAUCCGCUCCUGCAACAGCUGCAGGUUCUCCGGGCCGAAGUUUCCUAUCUUGGUAUGGAACUUGGCCGACUCCUUGUUACUAAGCUGGAUGCUACAAGGGAGGCUGUGGCUGCAUUAGAUCGUCUAGAGGAUCCUGUAGAUGAACUUCGCGAGGCAAUGGUAGCCUCCCACGUGGCAGUUGCAAUGUUGCAAGGGCAUUACGACAAUGGCAGGCUGGGAGGACCUUCAUCCAUUGAACCCUUUCCCGGUCUUUAA